GUGCUACAAAACGGGCGGAGCUGAUAGGCUGGGAGGCGAGGUGACGUCAUCUGGGAAGCAGUUGGUCUUCCAGCCUGGGACCCAGGGAGUAAAUCUGCCAAGUUGGCCCACUAUCGAGAGCUUUUUACCACACAGUAACAGCCGGUGGUAGGUUUUUAGUUUAUUGUUUGUUUAUAACUCUAGAAAUAGUAGCUGCACAAUGUCGAAUUUCAUGCCGGGACAGCCGUUGGUUGCAGUUGUGCAACGGAUUGAGAUCAAGAAGCUACGUCAGGGAGAGAAUCUGAUCCUGGGCUUCAGCAUCGGAGGAGGGAUAGACCAGGACCCCGGACAGAACCCCUUUUCUGACGACAAGGCUGACAAAGGGAUCUACGUGACCAGGAUAACACCGGGAGGACCAGCAGAUGCGGCCAACCUGAGGAUGGGAGACAAAAUAAUGCAGGUGAACGGCUACGAUAUGACCAUGAUGACCCACGACCAGGCGCGUAAGAGACUCACGCAGAAGAAAGAGGACGUAGUGCGGCUACUGGUGACCAGGAAGUCUCUAGAGGAAGCCGUCAAAACAUCAAUGGGGGGUUGUUACCCCCGACAGUAAUGUAGAGACACCGCCUGCAAACACAGACUCAUGCAAUACUCUCAGGUGACGUCACCGUGGCCUUUCUAACUGUGUCAAUGCAAAGCGUUAAGUAUCUGGGUCUUCACAGGACUGUCGUUGGACAAUAAGAUGGUGCUCUUUGUGUCCACACACACUCGUACUCAUCUUAUCUGCUUUACCUUUCGUAUAUCUUUGUACCAUAUCGUCUGAAAUAAGGAGCAACCCCAGAAAAUCUGAUUAACAGGGCACAAACAAAUGAAAUCCAAAUCAUUCAGUAAAAUGUUCCUUUUUUCCUUCUUUUUUAAAAUGGUUUCUGUAUAAAAACAUAUACUGAUCAAAUGUACUUUACUUAGAGUUAGUCUGUUCUGAUUUUUGAACAAAAAGGAGCUUAAAUGUGUUUGUUUUUCUAACGUAAUGCUUCCAUAUCUCUCUUUCUGAUCUCCAACACCUUUAACUCAUUCCCACACUGGAGCUGUUUGCUUGACGAGUCAUUUGGGAGCAAUCUUACUCUUUGAUCCUAUUCACCAACAGCUGAUCAAAUGUUGUGUGUCAUUUAAUCAUCAGCCUUUCAUCUCAUUAAAAAGAAAACAGUCUUUUAAUUACGUUCAACGCGACAGCAUUAAUGCCAAAGUUAAAGCCAAGGCACUGUGAAGCGAUCAAAGCCGUUUUUGUCAUUUGUUUCUAACGGUACAGUUUUCUGUACAACAAAUCAUAUUCCAGUAUGCAGCAUGUAUUCACGCAUACUGAUGUCUUUUCCAUAACUUCUUUGUGUUUUAUUCAUCUUGCUUUGUGUUCACGCGUGUUAAAGUCAUCAUCUUUUUUUCUGCAUUUGCUAAAAUAAUGCCGUUAAAAAUGCUCAUUUAGUCACACGAAUCUCAGACUCGCAUUCCAGCAGCAGGACCGACUUUAGCGUAACAUCUGUCAUUUAAUUUUCAAUAUAUCACCAUAAAUCCUCCCCUUGAUACAAGCACACCUGCUAGUUUCACACUGGAAUCAGCUACGUUCAGAAAACUGUCUCGAAGUCGUUCAUUGUCAAUGAUGCAACUGUGAACCUGAACACAGCAGCGGUGAAUGUUGUUUGAUAACUGGGAAAGUGCACAGCAGCCUUAUUGGAAUACCUAAUACCACUAAGGGUAAUCGUAUUACCCAUUUGUUUUCCACAUCGAUGUCCUGCUUUUUAUAUACACUUCAUCACAACAUUUACAACACUAAUCUUAUAUCCUUGGGUGAUCCUAUUGGCUCUUUGUGUUCUUAUACUAGUGCUAUAUAAUAUACAUUUGUCUGUUUACUACCAUCGUGUGAUUUGUAUGAAAUAUAUAACCUGAUCUAAUUAUCAAGUGUUUAAUUCUCAAAGUGAUAUAUCCACUCUUCAGCAGGAAAGGUAUCAUCAUACCAAUGACCAUAAUGAAUGUUAAAGUUUAAGUCCGUCACAAAUCUGUGUCAUGAUGUAGUACAAAAGGUCCAAAUAUUGAAUUGGUGUUAUGCUUUUACAACUUAAAAAAUACCCUCUGCAAUACCUCUCGAGUUUCUUUAACAAUGCACCUGCUUUGAAAUAUCAUCUCUGCCAAAUUCCCCCUGACUGUCCCCAAACCUUUUUGAUAUAAAAAUAAAAACCUAUAUAAAUAA
Molecule: messenger RNA, 2218 nt
Organism: Eleginops maclovinus (Patagonian blennie)
Lineage: Eukaryota; Metazoa; Chordata; Actinopteri; Perciformes; Eleginopidae
Gene: tax1bp3
Product: Tax1 (human T-cell leukemia virus type I) binding protein 3
Exons: 4
Coding region: 200-592 (130 amino acids)
Biological process (GO): cell-cell adhesion; establishment or maintenance of epithelial cell apical/basal polarity; embryo development
Cellular component (GO): cell junction; basolateral plasma membrane
Molecular function (GO): protein binding
Source: RefSeq, a predicted model, not a curated record